Molecule: messenger RNA, 1620 nt
Organism: Ophidiomyces ophidiicola
Lineage: Eukaryota; Fungi; Ascomycota; Eurotiomycetes; Onygenales; Onygenaceae
Exons: 6
Coding region: 1-1620 (539 amino acids)
Biological process (GO): glyoxylate cycle
Cellular component (GO): peroxisomal matrix; cytoplasm
Molecular function (GO): malate synthase activity
Source: RefSeq, a predicted model, not a curated record
AUGACUUCCGUCGAUACCCAACUCAAGGAUGUCGCCAUCCUCGGCCAGAUCAGCGAGCCGGCCCGCAAAAUCCUCACCAAAGACGCUUGUGCCUUUCUAGCUUUGCUGCACCGCACCUUCAAUGGAACAAGAAAAGCGCUUCUUCAGCGACGCAUUGCCCGUCAGGCCGAGAUUGAUCGCGGACAGCUGCUAGAUUUCUUACCCGAGACUCGGCAUAUCCGUGAAAAUGAUGCCUGGAAGGGUGCUCCUCCUGCGCCCGGAUUGGUCGAUCGCCGCGUUGAGAUUACAGGCCCAACUGAUAGGAAGAUGGUUGUAAAUGCUUUGAACUCGGACGUGUGGACAUAUAUGGCUGAUUUUGAAGACUCGAGUGCCCCAACUUGGGAAAAUAUGGUCAACGGCCAGGUUAAUCUCUAUGAUGCGAUCCGUCGACAGAUUGAUUUCACACAGGGAGGAAAGGAAUACAAAUUGCGGACAGACAGAAAAUUGCCCACACUUAUUGCCCGUGCCAGAGGCUGGCAUUUGGACGAGAAACAUUUCACUAUCGAUGGAGAACCUAUUUCCGGCGGUUUAUUCGAUUUUGGCCUCUAUUUCUUCCACAAUGCUAAAGAGCUCGUGAGCAGAGGUGCUGGUCCAUAUUUUUAUCUUCCUAAGAUGGAAUCUCACUUGGAGGCUCGCCUAUGGAACGAUGUUUUCAACAUAUCGCAAGAUUAUAUUGGUAUUCCCAGAGGCACAAUCCGUGGUACUGUUCUUAUCGAGACUAUCACUGCUGCCUUUGAGAUGGACGAGAUUAUCUAUGAACUCAGAGACCAUAGCUCGGGUUUGAACUGCGGAAGAUGGGACUAUAUCUUCUCCUUUAUUAAGAAAUUCCGACAGAAUCCCAACUUUGUUCUUCCUGAUCGAUCAUCUGUCACCAUGACCGUGCCAUUUAUGGAUGCAUAUGUCAGACUUCUGAUCAAGACCUGUCACAGACGUGGUGUUCAUGCUAUGGGUGGUAUGGCUGCUCAAAUUCCAAUCAAGAACGACCCGAAGGCCAAUGAUGCUGCCAUGGAGAGCGUUCGCGCCGAUAAACUUCGAGAAGUGCGUGCGGGUCACGACGGCACAUGGGUUGCCCAUCCCGCCCUUGCUGCAAUUGCUUCAGACAUUUUUAACAAGUAUAUGCCAACUCCUAACCAACUGUUCGUUCGAAGGGAAGAUGUGAAUGUAACUGCCAAUGACCUACUAAAUACCAAUGUCCCUGGUAGCAUCACAGAGCAGGGUAUUAGAAAGAAUCUUAACAUUGGCUUGUCUUACAUGGAAGGAUGGCUUCGCGGUGUUGGCUGUAUCCCAAUCAACAGCCUCAUGGAGGAUGCUGCCACCGCCGAAGUCAGCCGCAGUCAGCUCUGGCAAUGGGCCCGGCAUAACGCGAUGACUGCGGAGGGCAAAAAGGUCGACAAAUCAUAUAACUUGCGAUUACUGAAAGAGCAGGCCGACGAACUUGCUGCCAAGGGACCGAAGGGUAAUAAGUUCCAGCUUGCCGCCCGCUACUUUGCUGGCCAGGUCACAGGAGAAGACUAUGCAGAUUUUCUGACAACUUUGCUAUACAACGAGAUCUCUGCUCCUGGAAGUGCAGCCAAGUUGUAA